Molecule: messenger RNA, 568 nt
Organism: Phyllotreta striolata
Lineage: Eukaryota; Metazoa; Arthropoda; Insecta; Coleoptera; Chrysomelidae
Source: the annotation of a GenBank genome assembly
AAAUAUUCAAAAUGUUUACAAAUCUCGUGCUUAUCCUAACAGCAGCGGUACUUUCUUAUUCUUCUUCCGAGGAUUGCAGCACUGAAGACUCUCCUUGUGGAAAAUUCGAAACGCUCAACACCUGCUCAUCACCAUGCGCUAUCCCAGCCACCUGCGAUUUCCCCUAUCCCAGCACUACCAGUGACACGUGCAUAGAAAGAUGCGACACCGUAUGCGAGUGCAUACCGGAAUACGUUAAAAUUAACGAAAAUGGACCGUGCAUUAAAACCGAAGAUUGUCCUAAUAAAAACAGAUGCGGUGUAAACGAAGUCAUCGGCUGCGUUCAUUGCUGCGAGGUUACCUGCUUAGAUCUAAACAAAUGCGACGAGGUGAUUUGCCCUACGGUUUGCAUCGAAGGGUGCACCUGCAGGAAAGGGUUCGUUUUGGACAGACCCAAUGGGACGUGCGUACCGAUCACCCAAUGUUCUGAGUAAUGCCCUUUAUGGUCACAAUAAUGUUGUAUUUAAGUAAUGGUUUCUAACACUCUAUGGCCCUAUAUUGAGUCAAUGGUUCUAAUAAAGUGAUUUUA